This is a messenger RNA of Fopius arisanus, 8906 nucleotides long. It is a transcript of the gene Myo81F, whose product is annotated as Myosin 81F. The transcript has 7 exons. Lineage: Eukaryota; Metazoa; Arthropoda; Insecta; Hymenoptera; Braconidae. Gene Ontology annotation, cellular component: cytoskeleton; myosin complex. The record is from RefSeq and is a predicted model, not a curated record. Gene Ontology annotation, biological process: signal transduction. Gene Ontology annotation, molecular function: ATP binding; cytoskeletal motor activity; protein binding. The coding region runs from base 267 to 6956 and encodes 2229 amino acids.
CCUGACAGUUGACAGCUGAUCCCGCGGUAUGCCUUUUUGAUUUUCAAUAUACAACAAAAACCCGCGUGUUCAACCAACAAAAAUAACCGAUCAUUUCUAUAUUUUCACCAAAAAAAAAAAUAACCGGUCAACGGAUAAUUGAUUAAAAAUGUGAUAUCGAUUGAAUAAUUGAAUAAGUGAAGCCAGUGACAGUGAGAACAAGUGGAGGGUUAAUUUUGGUCCAGUGUUGUGGAUUACCUAUGCAAGGGGGUUGAUAACAACCAACAAUGGUUGCCAAGCAUUUCACCCAGGGCUCCAGUCCAGAGUCCGGAGUGCCGGACAUGACUGUCAUCAGUGAUAUCGAUGAAAUAGGCAUCAACCGGAAUCUGCAAGUUCGAUAUGGACGAGAUCAGAUAUACACGUACACUGGAUCAAUUCUGGUGGCGGUCAAUCCGUACAAAGAAGUCGAUGUCUACACAAUGGAACACGUCCACAGAUAUCACGGCCAGAAGAUGGGUUCCUUGGAGCCCCACGUGUUCGCCCUUGCAGAAGCUGCUUAUCGGUCUCUUCAGGACACAGAGAGCAAUCAGUCGUGUGUAAUAUCUGGUGAGAGUGGGGCUGGUAAAACCGAAACGACAAAGUUCAUACUCCAGUACUUGUGCUCAGUGACGAGUAACGUUGACACAUGGGUGGAACAACAGAUUCUGGAAGCCAAUACGAUCCUGGAAGCCUUUGGCAAUGCCAAGACAGUGCGCAACGACAACUCAUCGCGUUUUGGUAAAUUCAUGCAGGUCUGCUUCGACUCGAAGUGGAUGAUAAAAGGAUGUAUAAUACAGGAUUAUCUCCUGGAGCAAUCGAGGAUAACAUUUCAGAGUCCAGGUGAACGGAAUUAUCACGUGUUUUAUCAACUUGUUGAAGGUGGCACACAGGAUGGUGAAUUUGCUGAUCAGUAUCACCUGCUGCCAGCGUCAAAAUACAAGUAUCUCAAUCAAUCUGGUUGUAUUAAAAUCGAAGCAAUCUCAGAGAGCAAGAAGCUUGAUGCUCUUCGUCUAGCUUUCAAUGUGCUCCAGGUGCCGUCGGAGAUGUGCGAGGGUAUCUACCGAGUGCUGUCAGCUAUCCUGUGGCUUGGCAAUCUCAACUUUCAGGAUGUCGAUGGUGAGAGAUGUGAGCUGACGAAGGAAGACAUAGAAAUUGUCGACACAGUGGCACCUCUCCUGGGUCUCCAGCCCGAUGAUCUCACCAAAGUCGUUUUAGUCAGGCAGAUCAAUGUCCGGGGAAAUAUCACUGAGAUUCCCCUGAAGGUGCAGGAGGCAAGGGAGAAUCGUCACGCCAUGGCCAAGGCACUCUACUCCAGGACCUUUGCUUGGCUCAUCAAUCACAUCAACAAUUGCACAAAUCCUGGACAGGACUCCUCGAGGUUCCUCGGUGUUCUUGAUAUAUUUGGCUUUGAGAAUUUUGCUGUUAACAGCUUUGAACAGCUCUGCAUCAACUACACAAACGAAAAACUCCACAAGUUCUUCAAUCAUUACGUCUUCGCAAUCGAGCAAGAGCUCUACAAGCAAGAGGAGAUCCAGUACUCUCACAUAACAUUCACGGAUAAUACACUCUGUUUGGAGUUGAUUGAGAAGCCACCGCGGUGUGUUCUCAAGCUGCUCACCGAGCAGUGUCACAUGCCAAAGGGUUCAGACACAGCAUAUCUGACAAAUUUGCAUUCAGAGUUCGAGGGACAUCCGUGUUACGUCAAGGGUGACGACAGGAGAAAAUGGGAGAAAGAAUUUAGCCUGAAGCAUUACGCUGGCGCUGUGACGUACACGGUUGAAGGAUUUGUUGAUAAAAAUCGUGAUGUCCAGCAGGAUGUGUUUUUCGAUUUCAUGAGCAGAAGUACUAAUGAAUUUGUCCAGGAGAUAACGGUUUAUCAGGAUCUUCUUGGAUGUACUGUGGCUAGAGCAGCUGGAAGUACCACUACAAUGUCCAGGGGUACAACCAAGGGUAAGCCAACCCUCUGUGAUUCCUUCAGGCAUCAGCUUCAGGCACUCGUCGAUGUUCUCCAAGGGACAACACCGUGGUAUGCCAGGUGUAUCAAACCCAAUAUCAAUAAGAGUGCUGAUCAUUACGAUGAGAGACUUGUUCUGGAUCAACUGAGAUACCUGGGAAUGCUCGAUAUCAUCAGGAUCAGGAAGGAGGGAUUUCCCAUUCAUCUGCAGUUCUCGGAUUUUGUCUCUAGGUACAGGUGUCUCGUCAAGGGUAGAACAAUGCUGCCGAAGGACGACAGAGAGGCCACCAGGUGUUUGAUAAAGAGCCAGGGAAUUCCAGAGACUGAGUGGCAAGUUGGAAGGACCAAGGUAUUCCUCAGGAGUUACGUUCACGAGCCACUUGAGGAUUCCAGAAAUAAACUCGUCACCAGCAAUGCCAUUGUCAUUCAAAAAAUCUGGAGAGCGUAUGUCGUGAGAAAAGAUUAUCGACGGAUUCGAGAUGCUGCACUCAAAGUUCAGCACGCAUACCGCGGCUGGAAGCUUCGCAUUAUGUUUAUCAGAAAGCGUCGUGCUGCUAUUGUAAUUCAGUCACAUCUUCGUGGUGUAUUUGCACGAGAGGUUGCAGCUGCACUACGUGAAAUGCGACGGGUCGACGAGGAGAUGAGAAAACGAGAGAGAAUGGAGGAGGAGAGGCGACUCAUGGAGGACAAGAAGGCACUCGAGGACAGUCAGAGCUCUCAGUACAAUGGUAUUGUUGGAAUGGAGCCUGGAAAAGCCCAAGAGGAGAUUGCAGCUCUUUCUCAAAUGGCGGAGCAAUUAAACUCAAAAAUGGCAACAACGGAACUCCAAUCCGUGGAUCUGGACAAUCUCUUCUCGUUCCUGUCUGACGUGCAGUCGACAAAAGCCCAGACAAUCGAGGAGCUCGGUGAGCAGAUGGAGGAGCUCGUGGAGGACUUGGACGCCGAGCUGGAGAGUGUAAUCCAGCUGGAGAUGGAGAUGAUAGCAAAAUCAGAUUCAAAAAUGUCAAAUUUGAAUUCACCAGAUGCCCCUAGGGCGUGCAAUGGCACAAAAAUGGGUCCACCUAGUCUACCAGAACCCACAGGACCACCACCACCACCUCCACCCCCUCCAUUACCAUCAAAUGGCGAGACAAUGGACCCGAACGAGCCGAUUUACGAGUCAGUGUUGCCAAGAGAUGAGAACGACACGAAUGUACCCAUUAGAAUAAACGGACACUCAACUCAGACAAAUGGUGACAGUUGUCCAUCACCUCCACCAGUGCCAGUGACAAAGAUAAUUAAGGAUCCACCAUCACGUCCAGAGUCGAGAAAUUCCUCGAGUCAUUACCUAGUGCACCAGACCAACGGAGGACUCCAUCAGAUAUCUAAUGGUCACGAUGUGAGUCUUGGUGGUGCAAUUGGAAGUGGAGUUACAGGUGGAACUGUCAAUGGACAGCAGGUAAUUGGAAUUCAAGGUCAAUUGCCAGUGCAGAUGCAGCAGAGCACCCAGGGAAUGCAAAAUGGUGGUCAGGGACAGCCGGAGAGAGAGCAGCGGAGAAAAUUCAGAGUUGAGAGAAAACUCCAGGAGUUGGAGGAGAAAAAAGAGCCUGUGGAAAAUGAAGUAUUGUACCACGAUAUUGUGGAGUUUGCUCAAAACUACUUCAACAGCCACGAGAGAUCCCCAGAGGGUACAAUAAUGGCGACACUGACUCGUAAAUCCCGUGGAAAAAGUAUAGAAUUUAUUCCUAAAUACGAGAUGGUGACGUACUACAAGGGCUCGACCAUUCCCAAUUCCCACAUUCACAUGUACGAUCCUGACAACGUCAAUCUCGCGUGCUCGACAUUCCGCGAUCUCUGCAAGUAUCUGCGAGGUGAGAUGAAGCUGGAGCAGGAGAUAACGACGAUUCAAUCAAUAAUAAGUCAUGGAAUUGAACGUGAGGAGAUGAGAGAUGAGAUUCUUGUGCAGUGCAUGAGACAAUCAACGAAUAAUCCAAAUCCAGAGUGGGCAGAGAGGGUCUGGCUGCUGCUGUGUUUGGCAAUCGUUGCCUUUCAGCCAUCAAAACUCCUGUACAAGUAUUUUGUCUCGUUUCUCCGUAAAAAUCUUGCCCACGAGGGUAAACUGAGACAAUACGUCCAGUGGUGUGUCGACAACUGCAAAAAUACCAAAGUCUCGUGUCGACAGUUUCCACCAUCAACAGUGGAGAUCGCAGCGAUGAGACGAUUGGGAACAAUUGUCUGCAGAUUUUUCUUCCUCGAUGGUAGAACAAAAGCGAUCGAUGUCCAUCCAACGGACACAGCAGCUGAUGCGGCAGCUAAACUUGCUGAAAAAUUGGGACUGAGAUCGCUGGAGGGCUGGGCAAUCUAUCAGAGUCGUCCAGAUGGUGAGGAGCACGUACGAGCUCAUGAUUAUCUCUACGAUGUGAUUGCAGCCUGGGAAAUGAAGCAGUGCAAACUCAAUACCUCGACCUCGUCAUUCUCGACCCUUCGGCGAGGCUCCAAUCAGACUCUGGGGAGCGGUGACAAUCGAUUUGUAUUCAAACGUCGUCUCUUUCGAAAUAAUCGUGAACUCUCUCAAGACCCUGUGGAAGUCAACAUGCUGUAUUCACAGGCUGUUUACAAUGUCGUCAAGUGCGAUGAUUUUCCAGUGUCUGAAAAAGUGGCACUUCAAUUGGCUGGUCUUCAGGCUCAGGUAUCCCUUGGAGAUCCCAAGGACAAUGACAGACUUGAUUAUUACAGUGAAGUCGACAGCUUUCUGCCUUAUCGAAUUAGUAGAGCUCGUGGGGAUGAUGUCUGGGUGCCAAUAAUAGCACAGGCUCACAAGCAAUAUGGAUGUGGUAGAUCUGAACUCACAGCUAAAGUUCUUUAUCUGUCAUGCGUGAUGCAGUAUCCAUUGUAUGGUACCACGAUGUUCAAUGUCACAUAUCGUGGAUACUGGUCGUACGGUAAUCAAUUAAUUCUUGGUAUCAAUUGCGAUGGACUGAUGCUCAUCAAGCCCGAAGACAAAUUUGUACUCUCAGAGUAUCGGUAUCAAGACGUUGAAAGUAUCAUGCUGGAUCCCAGUGACUCCUUCAUCACAAUUUCUCUUCUCAGACACAAUCCUGACAGCUCCCACAAGUGUUUUGUCUUUGAGACACCACAGAAGAACGAAAUAGGGAGCUUAAUAGUGAGUUAUUGUCCAGCACUGGCUGGAUGGAUCACCGAGAACGAAGCACCAACGAAAAAAACAAAGUGCAUAACGAAUGAGGAUCGUGUUCGUCUGUAUCAUAAUUUAGUAAACUGCCGGAGAACUCUAGUGGAUUCGGAGGCAUUGAGAAAGCCUCAGGACUCUGGUGGUGGCUUCCUGAGGAAUACCCUACGUAGAUUAUCGAAACACAGAAUUGAAAAGCUGAGGCAGGAGCAUGGUAACAGUACAGAUGAUGGAGAAACUUAUAAAGGAUUUCCACAUGCCUAUUGGGCAUUCAGCAGAUGCUCUAUUCCCCAGAGUCUCACGAAGUUGCCAGACCCUGAGGAACAGAUUGCUCUCUCUGUCUUCCAGUUGUUGCUGACUUAUGCUGGAUUAGGGCAAAAUGGUGACACCGUACGAAGAGUUGAGGAUGAGCACGUGAAUUUAAUUCAAUCAGUGAUGGAGAGGUGUAUGAGAAAGGAGAAUCUCCUGGGGGAGUUGUACCUCCAGUUGAUCAAGCAGACGACUGAUCAUCCAGAUCCCAACAGCAGGGUGAACCUCAGGCACUGGGCACUGCUGUCAUUGGCCUGUUCUGUCAUUCUUCCACCGCAGAAAAUCAUCAGGAAGUACCUGAUUGCUCAUCUCAAGAGGUGUGCCAGUGAUUACGUCACUGAGGAGGGAAAAUACGCGAGAUUUGCUGAGAAAUGCCUGUACAAAACUCAGGGAACGAGGAGGAGGCAGUGGCCACCCAGCAGAGAAGAGAUCAUGUGCACGAUAAACAGAAGACCCAUUUACGCUAGGUUUCACUUCAUGGAUGGACAGUAUCACGCCGUUGAGUUUCAUCCAUCAGCAACAGCUAGAGAUGUCAUGGAGAUAAUCAAAGCCAAGAUUGGACUGGGUGAGUCUGCAAUGGGAUAUGCUAUCUAUGAGGUUCUUGGAUCCACUGACAGAGCUCUCAUGCCUGAGGAGAAGAUUGCUGAUGUCAUGUCCAAGUGGGAGAGAUACAGAAGUAGUCAGCAAUCAGCUCAGCCCCAGAGAAAGCAUGGCCAUCACUUGUUCCUAUUCAAGAAGCAUCUCUUCUUGGAUCACUACAUGAAUCUCACUGAUCCUGUUGAGAAGGAGUUGCUUUAUCAUCAAGUGCUGCAUGAUCUCAGGGCUGAUAAAUUUCCUAUUACUGAGAAGGAAGCUAUGAUGCUGGCUGCACUACAGGCACAGCUCGAGCUCGGGGACUGUUUGGAUACUGUUAAUGGACCUGAGUACAGAACUGUUGCCAGUCACUGCCUUCCACCAAGAAUUGCACCCAAUAUCAGUGUCGAGGGAAUUGUUCAGCAUCAUCAAUCACUCAGGGGCAUGACACCCAAUGAAGUGAAAAAGGCUUUCUUGAAUUUUAUUCAGUCCUGGCCACUUCACAGGGCCACUAUAUUCGAUGUCAUGCAGUCGUUCACUUCGAAUUGGCCUAGGGUUCUCUGGCUGGCUGUUGAUCAGAUUGGACUCCAUUUACUGGAGCACAGAUCUAGAAAUGCACUCUGUACUUAUGAGUACAGCAGCAUAUUGAGUUACAGUCCUGCAUUGAAUUGCCUUAUGAUUAUCACGGGAACUGAUAAAAAGCAGAGCAAAGUUAUUUUAACUACUUCGCAGGCUUGUCAAAUAGCAAAUUUGAUACGUGAAUAUACAGAAGUCCUCCAGAUACCACCAGAAGUACCAAAGAGAGAUUCAGGUAUGCCUCAACACAUGACCUCAAUUCAACCAAUAAACACUGCCACAGCCUCGAGUGGUCACAAAUCAAGACCAGCCUCAACUUUACACCGGGGAGCACCAGUAAUCCACUCGCAGGCUAGCUAAAACAAUUUUCCGAUACCAAAAUCAAUGGAGUAAUGAAUGGAUUUACCGAUGAGGCCUAUUGUAACGAUUAGCAUGAGAGGAAUUAAUCUAGUGCAUUCUUCUUCCAGUAUUUAUUGUAAGUAAUUAAAUAUAAUUUCAGUGCUGUCGAGAGACAUAACGUUAACUGCCAUGAAUUUUAGUAACUGCUACGAAAAUAUGGAACCAAAGCUGAAUUUAUUUCACUUCUUUUGUAAAUGCUUUAAUAUUAAUUGAUAAGAAUUUUGUAUUAAUCUCUCAUUACAUGUAUCAUAUCAAUCGAACAAGUGUGGAGAUAUUGAAAAUUUUGAGAUAUUAUUCCGAGUGGAAUGAUAAUGACGAUUUUAAAUUAGUGAUCAUUAUCUAAAAACGUUUACUGAUCUUCUUUCAUAUUUUCAUUGGAAUGUUCUUUUCAAUUAUUCAUUUCCAUAAUGUAUGAGGAAUAGAAAUAAUGUAUAUGCCAUUUUUUACAUCAUCUCUCUCCAACUGAAUAAUUCAACAAAUAGAUGUAAAUUCACCUCGAGUAAUAAAUUAAUUGUACAGCUUUCUGUACGUUGCUCCUAUAAGCAGCGAUGCAAUGUUAAUUAUCAUUAAUAAUUACGUAGAAUAACGAGGAAUAGCAAACGUAAUAAUUCAACUUCGUUGCCAUUUCAGGAAUAGUUAAUCAUUGAUAAAAUAAAAAUUAAUAAUUGUCUUUGCUAGGUUCGAAAUGAAUUUGUUAUUUAUUCGUGACAAUCCCCUGAAGAUAAGCAUAAGGAUUGAAGAAUAUUUAGCUUGAAUAGCGAUAGUAAUUAACUGAAUUGAUAUAAAUUAUAUUGAAUUGGAACUUAUUUAGGUUGUGAUGGAAUAGGUAAUGAAGAAGUGAAAUGUAACGAGUAAAAUUCCAUGUUUUUUUUAAAAUUAUUAUUCGGCGAUCACUGGGAACUUAUUGAUUUAAUUUGAGUAAUUACAUUUCACUACUUCAGUACUGAAACAAUAAUAGUAAUGCAAGGUUGUGUGAAACGCCUCGCGAUUGCGUCCAAGAGUAAAUUAUUGAAUGAAUUAUUACUUUAUGUUCACUGUCCAAAGAUUUACUGCUGGCUGGUUAUAACUUCCUUCCUUUGUGUAUAUAAUUAUUAUUCAUACUGAUGAUUCGAGUAUUUUUGAGGGAAAUAUAGUUCACCCCUGAUUUAUCGGAGUAAUUGAUGUAUUUGUAUAGUUUGAGUUCUUAUUGAUCUUUGAAUCAUUAAAAAUGGGGAGUGAUCUGCACUUUAGUUUAGUAAUUUCGCUUGUAUUAAUGAACAAUAAUAAUUAUUCAGUGAAACCUCUUCUCAUCGAGUUUUUAGGAAUUUGGAUAGUUGAAUUUUAAUAAAAUAAAAAUUGUUUCUCGUUAUUUUAAGAGUGUAGAGACAGAUAACAAUAAUUAUUGAAUGAAAUCUCUUCUAAUUUUUCGCUAAAUCUAUCAGAAUCUCAAGAUUGAUCCGAGCAAUAAUUUUGACAGUUAAAUAACAAUUAAAAUGAAUAUUAUUUGUCGUAAAUAAUGAGUGCAGAGGCUGACUGUGAUCCGGAUCGGGUGAUCUUAGUCUUCGAAUUAUUGUUUUUAAAAUGAAAUGAAUAAAUUUUUUCUGUGCAUAAGUUAGAUGGAAAUGUAAUUAACGGAUAAUUUAUAUUGAUUAAAUCGAAGGUAAAACAGGCGUCAAGACGAUAUGAGUUAUGCGCACGUCAUUACGUACGUAGCUUAGAAUUAUUAUAAAUAAUUGGUUGACAAUGUUAUUGAAUGAUAUAUGGGUGAAAGUUUUGGGAGAAAAUCAAGGGAAGGGCUGUAUAUAGAAUGUAUACAUUGCGCACUAGCGUAUGUGGAAUGGAAAUAAUUGAAUCGAGAGUUGAAUAUGUAAACCACGCACACAUGGGCACCAGCAAGACGCCUAUCUAUGAAUUAUAUUGAUAUACUCCAGU